This is a messenger RNA of Cantharellus anzutake, 1310 nucleotides long. RefSeq lists its product as uncharacterized. Lineage: Eukaryota; Fungi; Basidiomycota; Agaricomycetes; Cantharellales; Hydnaceae. The transcript has 2 exons. The record is from RefSeq and is a predicted model, not a curated record. The coding region runs from base 166 to 1260 and encodes 364 amino acids.
GACCAAACUGAAUCUAAAGUGAUUCAAGUGAAUGAAGUUCCUUAAUUUCCAAGAACCUGUGCGGCUGCGUGUAGUGGAAGCGCUGAACAUAGGGCUGUGCCGCAAUCCAGCUGAGAGUAUAAAGCUUAUACUCGACCUUUGUUUGCCUGCGCUCGACCGGAUCCGAUGGCAACCGCUCUAGUUCUCAACGUCCUUCUUGCCAAUGGUUAUUCAGCGCCCGAUGGUUGUAACGAUCUCCAGAAUUGCCGAACGAUGUGGAGCAUUGUCUAUGGCUGUCUCCUUACCGUCUUUGCUUGCGUUUGGACGGCGGCGCAUCCAGAUAUACCAGAGCCCUCUAAUAGUAUCUGGCCGCCGCGCAAAUCACGCAUUGGCUUGAUGGGGAUUUCACUGGUUUCACCGGAGGCCAUUCUGGCAACUGCAUGUUACCAAUUCUUGUUGUCUUGGAGAAUAUCAAAAAAAUAUAAGAUGGUCGAAGGGUGGACCUUGACGCAUUCAUACUUUGUCGCCAUGGAUGGUUUCUUCGACCCAUCGAAAGGAGGACAAGGAAAAGCGGUGGACCCAGACGACUUGCAGCGAUACCCCGGGAUAAUCAAGAAGACCGGGAAUACUAGAAAGGUCGCAAUAACAAAGAAGGAAAUUCUUAAUAGCAGCAAAGGCAAUUCGUUUUCGAAAUUUAUGAUUGCCCUUCAACUACUGUGGUUUAUCACUCAAUACGUCGGACGAUGGGCAAGCCAUUUGCACAGAUCGCAACUCGAGACAAUGACGCUCGCGUAUGCGGCAUUAAGUCUCUUUGUUUACGUGUUUUGGUGGCAUAAACCCGUUAACAUUCAAUUCCCAAUCCACGUAACAAAUGUCGAUCAACCGACACCUAAAACAGAGACUGAUGCAGAUCCGAUGCCCCUCGUGCAGGUGCGGCCCAAGGAUAUGGAACUCACCAUCAUAUUUAUAGCCACUGGGAUGAUCUUUGGUGGAAUUCAUUGCCUUGGAUGUUCAUUUCCCUUUCCGACCCACACAGAGAUGAUUUUAUGGCUGGUUUCAGCAAUAUAUAUUACAGUGGCUCCUGUCUUUCCAAUUAUGUUGUCUGUAUGGGCUCCGAGGAAUCUUGGUAGCUUUGGGUCACUAAUCAUAUUACGCACAUUACUUGUUUAUUGCGCUGCGCGGGUUAUCUUGCUUGUUCUCACUUUCAGUUCUUUGCGUUCACCUCCGCCUGAUCUAUUCCAGAUCCCGUCUUGGUUGUCGUUUCUCCCGCAUUUUGGAUAGCUGUGCAUGUACCGCGCUUCCGGCUAAAAUUUUGUUUUACAUGAUACAGG